Sphenostylis stenocarpa is the source of this 174-nucleotide messenger RNA. NCBI's taxonomy places the organism in Eukaryota, Viridiplantae, Streptophyta, Magnoliopsida, Fabales, Fabaceae. The record is from the annotation of a GenBank genome assembly.
AUGGCUUCUCCUUCUUCAUGUGGUCCACACCAAAAUUUGGUCUCUUUAGUUUGCUUUGUUACGCUAGGGAAAGACAAAGUGAUGAAUGUUGAAGAUCCCGAGAUUGUGAAAAAAAAUAAAAAUUGGAUCCGAUUUGAAAAGGGAGGCGUUCAGGAAUUUGAUCCGUUCAACUGA